UCUCCCACUGUUUAGUCGCUUCUCUCCACAAAAGUCAUUCAUUCAUCUCAUUGGUGGUGGCAUUCCCUACAAUGCUGCCGUAAUUUUUAAACAUUUCCCUAUUGUCAGCGAUCGUUUGCUUACAUUUGUAUGUAUUUGCAUACAGAUCGCAUUUUCGUCCGUCUCCCUAGCGUGUGUUGAGUUAGUUUAGUUUAUUGUGAGCUAAUCAGUACCGCCGGCGGCUACUAAGUCUCACUACAUUGUUGUUACUUUUAUUUUUUAUUUUUUUUAUUAAAGUGUGAGUGUUGCUGCGUCGUUCUCUGUGCUUUGUUAGACUUAAAGAAGAGAGGGGGAAAAAAUACAGAAAUACCGAAAGAAAAACAUUUAUUUCGAAUUAAUAUUUGAUUUUUCAAAACAUUUACAAGUUCAGAUUCGUUUGAGGCGUGCGCGUGAACGGACGUUGUUAAUUCGUGUUUAAGUAAUCGUUGUUAAAUAUAAAAAAAAAAUAAAAAUAAAAAAUAAAUAAUCAAGAAAGUGUUGAUGCAAACCUGUUGUAAUAGAAAAUUAGUGUGGCGUAUUAAAUUUUAUAUGUAAAUAUUUAAGUGCAAAAGUGGUGUAAAUAUAUUUUGAUUGAAAGGCCGUCGAAAGCAAUUACCGCUUAUAAAUCGAAUUAUUAAAUUUUUUUGAAUGAAAACAACAUUCAGUCAAAAGUUUUGUCACUAAUCUACAAAUAGAAAAUGGCAUACUCAACAGCAGCCAAAUCAGUCUUCAUCUCGAUAGCUGUGAUAAUAACAAUAUUUUGCAGUUUUAUCGCAUCAGUCGAUGCCAUACGUUGUCACCAAUGUAAUUCCCAUCUGCAGGAGGAUUGUAAUGCGUUACGUUUAAUUACACCACGUGCGCCGCUUGACGAUCAAUUCCUUGAAGAGUGUUCAGAACCAAAUAUGUUUUGCCGCAAAACAGUUACAACAAUCGAAGUGAGUGGUGAGAAUCGCGUCAUACGCAGUUGUGGCAAGCUGGAAAGCUAUGUAGGUGAGAAGAAAGACUAUUGUUUUGAUGCUGACAAUGAGGGCUACAAACAGACCAUCUGUACCUGUUAUGAGGAUGGCUGUAAUGCGGCACCACCACGUCUGGCCACUGGCGACCACAUGACCAUGUUGAGUGCGACUGGGUUGUGUGUAUUGGUGGCACGUCUGUUGCGGAUUAGUGCUUAGAUAGCGUUAAUGUAUGUGGCAAAUACUAUAUGGAGAUACAUGUGGAUGUAAGGAAUACUAAAUUUACAUUGUAGGAUAAUGAAAAUUGGAAAUGCUUUGCGCUAAAAAGCUGACGGCUGAGAAAUGUUUAAAGUCUAUUUCGAUGCUUUUUUUUAAUUUUUUUUUUUGUUUGGUAUAAGUCUUCAUUAAAGCAAAUGUAACUUAAUGUGCAAACUUUUGGACUCGAUUUAUAAAUUAUCACUUAAUAAAAUUAAUGCAUACAUUUUCUAGUAGAAGUAAGUUUGAA
Molecule: messenger RNA, 1476 nt
Organism: Rhagoletis zephyria (snowberry fruit fly)
Lineage: Eukaryota; Metazoa; Arthropoda; Insecta; Diptera; Tephritidae
Biological process (GO): regulation of synaptic transmission, cholinergic; positive regulation of voltage-gated potassium channel activity; sleep
Source: RefSeq, a predicted model, not a curated record